GAACGGACGCCACAAGCGUCAGGCGGCGGCCGUUCGUAGCUGGCGGUGCAUCAAGAUUACUAGCCCCGGCUGCGGCCUGCGAGACAUGGAGGAGUUCCAGGAAGCCGACGUCCUGUGGCCGGACGCAGCACACCACCACGACUGCCACCGCCACCGCCCGGAGGCCCGCUGCCACGACUACCGCCGCCGCCAGCACCUCGCCGGCCAGAAACCGCACGUGGCACCCGUCCGCCUGCAGUCGUCGCCUCCCGUGCGCAUCCCCGCGGCGCCGGCGGAGGCGCGCGCGACUGGCUGGCCCGACCGUCAUGACGACGACGACGGCGGCGGCGGCGGCGGCAUGGUCGUCAGGAGAGCCUCGUCUGGCGCGGAGGGGGUGAUCGUGCCGCCGCACGUCCUGGCGGCGCGUCGGUGCCCGGACGAGCGGAGGGUGGCCUCGUCGGUGUGCGUGGGGCACGGGCGCACGCUCAAGGGACGCGACCUCCGCGCCGUCCGCAACGCCGUGCUCCACAUGACCGGAUUCCUCAGCAGCUCCGACAAAUGUACUGACGGCUACCAUAGUACAGUGCUAUAGCAACAUGGAGUUAGGAAUCGAAUGGAGCGGUGCCUGCCUGCCGGUAUUGUUAUUUUUCUUUUUUUUUUUGGUCAUCCGAUUGCUAUUGGAGUUUGGACUAGCCAGGUACAGAUAAAGCAGCACACCCCAGAGCUAAAUUCCUUGAUACAUUGCUCUGGCAAGCUAGCUAGUUUCCUACUCCGUUUGUCAUAGAAUAUAAUAAAACUCCGUUUGUAGACUUGAUGCU
Panicum virgatum (switchgrass) is the source of this 797-nucleotide messenger RNA. RefSeq lists its product as uncharacterized. The record is from RefSeq and is a predicted model, not a curated record. Lineage: Eukaryota; Viridiplantae; Streptophyta; Magnoliopsida; Poales; Poaceae. The coding region runs from base 86 to 571 and encodes 161 amino acids. The transcript has a single exon.